UUUAUAAAAGGUAUGUUGUUUUAUAGAUCUGCUGCGGCUGGUGCGUGCGCGUGUGUCUUGUGUUUUAGUCUGUCUUUUCGAUUCCUCUCUUUCUCACUCAUGCUCUUUCUCUCUCUAUAAAUCUCUCUUCACUCUCUCUCUCUCUACACAGUCACUUCAUUAAUCAUUCUCUUCAAUCUUGCAUGCUCGAUCUUUCAUUUCUGAUUCAUCCAUUUUUAUUGAAAUCGUGUUUGUGUUAGAUCAGAAAUCAGAAUGGUGGUUGAUCACAGUGGAAAGGGAUCAGACGGUGAAGAUUCAUCAAACCCUAACGCCGUUUCAUCGGAUAACAGUCCAACUAGUACCGAACAGAAGAAAACCUGCGCCGAUUGCGGUACUUCCAAAACUCCUCUAUGGAGAGGCGGUCCUGCAGGACCAAAGUCGCUAUGUAAUGCUUGCGGGAUCAGGAGCAGGAAGAAGAAGAGAGCUAUUUUAGGGAUAAGCAAAGGAAACAACGAAGAUGGAUCAAGAAAGGGAAAAAAGAGCAAUGGAGGAGGAAGUAAAGUUGGUGAUAAUUUGAAUUUGAAGCAGAAAUUAUUGAAUUUAGGGAGAGAAGUGUUUAUGCAGAGAUCGCAUUGGAAGAAAUUGGGAGAAGAAGAACAAGCUGCGGUGCUUUUGAUGUCUCUAUCUUAUGGAUCCGUUUAUGCCUAAAUUAAACCUAAAUCUUUGCCCUAUCUUUUUUUUAUUUUUUUUAUUUUAGAAUUUAGUAGAUUAUUGUUUUAGGAUCCAAUCAAAUGAAUCUAUCAGUAUGAGCCUAACAACCUUUUCAUAAAUGUAUAUUUUUAUUUUCCGCUACUGAUUAUUGUUGCAAUGAGAGAAUUAUUAUGAGUGUGUGGUCAUGAGUUGUAAGAAAUUAAUGAUGAUUGUAAGUCCAAUUUUGGUACUAUAAUAUAAAUUCUCUCUAUUUCUUAUUGU
This is a messenger RNA of Cicer arietinum (chickpea), 951 nucleotides long. RefSeq names its product GATA transcription factor 15-like. NCBI's taxonomy places the organism in Eukaryota, Viridiplantae, Streptophyta, Magnoliopsida, Fabales, Fabaceae. Gene Ontology annotation, biological process: regulation of DNA-templated transcription. Gene Ontology annotation, molecular function: sequence-specific DNA binding; zinc ion binding. The record is from RefSeq and is a predicted model, not a curated record.